Molecule: messenger RNA, 1873 nt
Organism: Puntigrus tetrazona (Sumatra barb)
Lineage: Eukaryota; Metazoa; Chordata; Actinopteri; Cypriniformes; Cyprinidae
Product: early growth response protein 1-B-like
Exons: 2
Coding region: 112-1173 (353 amino acids)
Biological process (GO): regulation of transcription by RNA polymerase II
Molecular function (GO): RNA polymerase II cis-regulatory region sequence-specific DNA binding; DNA-binding transcription factor activity, RNA polymerase II-specific
Source: RefSeq, a predicted model, not a curated record
CGACGGAGACCAGAACCCGAAGCGAACCCAAUUGCAAGGGAAUCCCGAAGCAGGAUUGCCAAUCGGAAAUUACUCCUUGUGGAUUUUUUGCGCCAGUUUUACAUCGACAUCAUGCUGAACACCGUGGACUUCAGCGCUUUGGAUCUGCUUUGCGCGCAAAGCCUUCCUCUGGAGGGACGACCCGCGGCUCAGAGUCAACCUGAUGCUGCUUGCGGUUUGCUGAAGCCCAAAGCGGAGCCGCUGGACGCCGGCUUCCCCGACUGCUCCAACGACGGCUUCCCGCCGUCGCCGCUCACCUACACCGGCAGCUUCUACGCGGAGACCGGGCCGUGCAGCGCGGACGCGCUCCUCAGCAUCCUAACGGAGAUCGUCGGCAUCUCGGACAACUUCUCCGGUAACUCUCGCGGAGGCGCGCUGUCGCGCCAGGAGUCGCUGUUGUCCACCGGCAGCUCGCUAGGCUCGCCGGACUCGCUGUGCAACGACUCCUUGGACGAGUUCGCGGAGGCGAGCUCCCGCGUCAAGAGCGAGUUCGGCGGCGGCUGCUGCAACGGCGGAGACCCGUUCGACGGAUUCGCGUCUCACGAGCCGUCAGACUUGGAUGACAUCAUUGACCUGCUCUCCCCGCUGGGUCCCGAGACCGACUCGGUUUUGGACACGUGGAUCAAGCAGGAGCCGCUGGACCCGGCGAGCGCGCUAAACUUCCAGAUCCCCGUCGCGGCGCACGAGAGCAGCCUCUACCGGACGAUCUCGUACCCGUGCGCCACCACCGCCUUCCUGGACUCGCUGCUGGCCACCAACGCGCGGAGCGCCAAGCCGCGCGGCAGGAAGGGCGCGGCGCGCGAGAAGCCCUUCACCUGCCCUGUGGAGAACUGCGAGCGCCGCUUCUCGCGCUCCGACGAGCUCAACCGCCACGUGCGCAUCCACACCGGCCACAAGCCCUUCCAGUGCCGCGUCUGCCUGCGCUGCUUCAGCCGCAGCGACCACCUCACCACGCACAUGCGCACGCACACCGGCGAGAAGCCCUUCUCCUGCGACGUGUGCGGCCGACGCUUCGCGCGCAGCGACGAGAGGAAGCGUCACGGACGCGUGCACCUCAAGCAGCGCGAGCGCAUGCAGCAGAAGUCGGAGCUCCUGGCGGCGGCGUGCGCGUUCACCCUCCCCGGACUCGCGUGAGCUCGCGGCGCGUUCGGCCGCUCCCCGAGGUUUAUCGCCGGCUGGCUCGCUGGCUCGCACGCGGCGCGUGCAACGCAUGUAGCUCACGCGGUCCGACGGCCGGAAGCGGAAGAGUGCACAGCGAGCUCGGCCCGCGAGGGAACGCUUUGAAACUCUUCGUCCGCGGAGCCGGGCGCGUUUCAGCACUUCCGGUGGACAGCGGAAGCCGCUUGAGAAAGCGUCGAGAACGUCGAUGUCGUUUCUGAAGUCUCCUGCAUGUCUCGAUGUUCCACACCGCUCCACCGCGCUGGCAUGCGACGCGUCCUUGUCUUUUGAUACACGAUCACUUUAUAAAGCACACGAGAAGAGCUCUAUAUAUUUGUACGUCACUGACCGUCAUUUUGUAUCGUCGAUUUUCAAGAGCACGCGCGAGGAAUCUCUCUUGUAGAUGUUCACGAGCGAUUGUAUUCCACUUUUGACAGUAGAAUGUGUUUGGUUGGUUCUUGGGAACCUGACGCGCUAGAGUAUUUAAACUUCAACGUCGUAGUUGAGUCGCAGUAGCACACUUGGCUGUGCAGAUUGGCCCCUGGAUCGUCCCGGGGCCCUUUCGAUAUUAUUGUCUCUCUGCCUUUGAAAACCGUUCUCGUGCAAUGAAACGCUGUUAAACGCCUUGUGAAUAUUUGAGGCCACUGAAUGUUUCAAAUAAAACUUUAUUUAUUGA